UCCGCCACAGCUUUCGAGUUCCUUGGCCCCGAGCCAUCAACCCACGUCAGAGCUCCAUUUACCCCAGAACCCAUCACGACGCCAGCGGCUGCUCUCGAGGGCAUAGCUUACACGCCAUGGCCGAUGCACCGCCGGGCCCGCAGACGGACGUGUCGCGCCCGUCUGCGCUGCCGACAGCGCGCCUGAUAGGACAGCGCGCGCGCGAGAACCAGGCGCUGGUCGACCAGUCGUCGGACGAAUACCUCAACGCCAUCGAGGAGGACUGGAACAAGAAGAUCGACGCCGACGUUGAGGCGCUCGUGGACGGUAUGACGGAUCUCGUGGGCCUCGCAUCGAUCGGGACCAAGGAUAAAUUUCGCAUCGCUCAGGAAUCUUUCCAAGCCCAAUGCCGUGCAGAGUCUAUGGUUCGCGCGGCCAACUCGCUCCUCUCUACGGUCCACUCCAUGAAGCUCCUCCUUCUCAUCUCCGACGAAGCCCAGAUCGCGAACAAGCGCGACGCCGAGCUCAGAUCGGUCCGCGCCGAGUCGGACGCCGCGCGGAAGGAGGCCGCCCAGCUCCUGGACGAGCUGCUCAAGGGAACGACGCCUUCUUCGGCCAACGACGAGCCCGAGACCACUCCCGAUACCCCCGCCGUCACCCACGACGAGCACGGGAUAGACACGCAGAAGGACGACACGGGCACUAAAGAUUCGUUCCAAUCUCGAGCCUGAUCUCUGCGUUAACGCCCCACCACCUCGCCUUCGCCUUCGCCUUCUCCACGACCCAUCGCCAGCACCGACCCUCGCAAACGCUCUAAACAUACGCGCUCAAAUCUCCGGGCUAUCGGAAGGGAGGAACCCGUGACGCGAUCAUGACCUAUCAAACCCGACCUGCACGGCCACGCGCUCAACUGGGGCGCAGGACGCCGGCCCACCUCCCUAUCUCCUCGAAAUCUGCCGCAUCUGAGAUAGCCAUCAUCCAGGGCAUCAUCAGAACAAACACGCGCGUCGUGCCCGUGGGGAUCGCACGCAGUCAUAAUAGCACGUCCAUCCGCCGAGUUGCAGGGUUGUAUCCCAGCACCCAAUGCGGGCCCGCUGUAUCAGGGCAUUCAGCUGCGCGUGGCCAUGUAUAACACAGGGGUAGAGCCUAGCCCCUCGUCCUACGCAUCAUCAGGCUUCCGUACUCGGAGCACAAGUCAAGAGACGCAAAAAGAAACGACAUACCAUUCGCGGAUUGCUCUAGGCUUGAGCUUAUGCUUAUCUGUGCACACGGGCGGACCGCGGCCGUCGGCGCCUGAGGAUCACUUCGAGAUCCCGUUCGCGACCAAUAUAUUAUCAUACACCGCUUGCGUGUCGGCGAACUCGUUUUCAUACCUCGCAGCAAAAUAAAAAUAAAAAUCGCGCACUGCACACCGCGCCUUCGCAAGCGCUGGAAGCCGUCGACGAUCC
Molecule: messenger RNA, 1427 nt
Organism: Punctularia strigosozonata HHB-11173 SS5
Lineage: Eukaryota; Fungi; Basidiomycota; Agaricomycetes; Corticiales; Punctulariaceae
Exons: 3
Coding region: 117-710 (197 amino acids)
Biological process (GO): regulation of transcription by RNA polymerase II
Cellular component (GO): mediator complex
Molecular function (GO): transcription coregulator activity
Source: RefSeq, a predicted model, not a curated record